Molecule: messenger RNA, 2550 nt
Organism: Coturnix japonica (Japanese quail)
Lineage: Eukaryota; Metazoa; Chordata; Aves; Galliformes; Phasianidae
Source: RefSeq, a predicted model, not a curated record
AUGAAGAACUGUGAACCGGGAGCUGCUGCCUCAUCACGGGGACAAUCACAGCUGGGAGAAAAGGGGAAUAAAGCUCUUACAGACACACCUGGCCACGUCCAUUCCAGCACUGACCCGCACCGGGACCACUCUCUCCCCGUGGCUCCAGGCCCCCGAUACCGAGCACGGACAAAGCCCACCGUGCGCAUCCCCCGGACACAAAGAUCCCGCAGACCCGCAGUGCUGCCAUACUCACCUCGGUUCGCAGACCCCAGCGGAGCGGAAUAUCGGAACGUGGGAGGGCCGGGACACAACGGCAAAGUCCUCCGAGUCCCUCACGCCUCAUCGGGGCGGCACCCACCGCACCCCGAGCACCGCCCCGCCCGCAAUGGGACCGGCCCAUGGGGCGGGUCCCGGUCCGGUCCGUCCCCCUCUCGCGAUAGCCGGCUGUGCCGCAUGGCGCUGCGGGCCGUAUCGCUGUGCAGGGCCGUAACACGGCCGUGCUAUGGCGGCUGGACGGCUCUGAGUCCUCCGGUGCGCUGGGUGCGGAGCUCCAACCCGUUCACCCGGCAGCAGGAGGAGGAAUGGAGGCGGCGGAACCGGACGGUGCUGGCCUACAUCGCGGCGGCCGCCGUGGGCAUGGUGGGGAUGUCGUACGCCGCCGUGCCGCUGUACCGACUGUAUUGCCAGGCGACGGGGCUGGGCGGCACCACGGGUGCGGGGCGCGGAGCGGAGCGGCUGCAGGAGAUGCGGCCCGUGAAGGAGCGGGUGCUGAAGGUGACGUUCAACGCGGACGUGCACGCGGGGCUGCAGUGGAACUUCAGGCCUCAGCAGAGCGAGAUCUACGUGGUACCUGGAGAGACAGCUCUGGCCUUUUAUAAGGCAAAAAACCCUACAGACAAACCCAUCAUUGGGAUCUCUACCUACAACGUGGUGCCCUUCGAAGCAGGACAGUACUUCAACAAGAUACAAUGUUUUUGUUUUGAAGAACAGUGGCUGAACCCUCAGGAGGAAGUGGACAUGCCCGUCUUCUUCUACAUCGACCCAGAGUUUGCAGAGGACCCCAAAAUGGCUAAAGUUGAUUCGAUUACCCUCUCGUACACCUUUUUUGAAGCAAAGGAGGGACAGCACUUACCGCUCCCUGGGUUUCAGUAAUGGGUGAUGUCUGCCCUCUUUGACUUCAGCUCCCUGACUGCUGCUUGUGAAACCACUCUUCUACAAAGAGAAAAGCUGCAGGAGCACCGUGAGACAUGAUAAAGUUAUUGAACUACUGCUGGCACGUGCUGGUGUUAUGGAAGCAUGUGUUUAAGCUUGAUGGAACAUUACCUCUUAGGAGCAGUACUUCAUCAGAAAACAGAAGAGAUCUCUUUGUGGAGUAGGAAGUUGUCUCAAAGCCAUCCUUGUAUCAGAUGAUAAAUACUCAAUGAAUUCCAUGAGGCAAAUUUUAAAAUCUAAGUGUAAAUUGCGAUAUUUAAAUUUAGAGGAACAAAUCAGUUUAUUAAAUACCCAACAUUGCAUUGCUCGCUCUGAAAAAAAAACCUUUAUUCCGUGAAAGGUUUUUACUUCUCAAUAGAGCAACUUAAUCAGCUUGUGGACUCUCAGAACUUGACUGUGUUGCUUCAUAGCCUUCCCAUAGCACAGGACGAUGGGGUGAUUUGAAGAUGAUGCUCUUGCUGGAAUUAUUACUGAAUCAGUAGCUCAUUGGGUAAAAGCAGACUGCUCUAGAAUUGCUGUUUGAGCGAGGAACAAUAAUUUAAGCAUAAGCAUUUCAUAUUGGUGGGCUGCUUGUAGAAGCAACUGACUUGAAAGGGAAGCAAUUCUAUUUUUGUGUAUAUAGAUUUCCUGCAUAGCUUCCAUGUAGGAAACUCAUUUAAAUUAUCAGCACUUUUACAUAUUCCUCUUUGACUCCUGUGAGAGCCAUACAGUGGGCACCUCUACACUGAGAGAAGAUAAACUUGGGUAAUUAAAGUUCUGAAGGGAAGGACAGUACACAGCAACUGCUCUGAAUCACAGGCUAAAGUACCAGCAGAGGCACCUCCUCAAAAACCAAAGGAUGUCAGCCACGUUCAGAGGUCAAGUCUGACAAAGUCUGCCCAGAAACGCACCAUUUGAUUGCAGUACAUCAGAGUAUUCACCAGCACACGUAACCCUGUAUUUACCUGACUUUUUGUCAUUAUCUGGGGGGAGGGAAGGGAUAAUAACACUUUAUCGUAACCCUGCAAACAAGGACUGAGUUGCAGAGCAAGUUUAAGUGAUGUAGUCAUUUUCAGAUGGAAAUUAAUCUCAGUUGAGUAUCUCAUCUCCUAGGCCAGUUCUUUCUACCCCUUUCAGCAGAUGAUACAUAGAAAGGUAAGACUGGUGUUGGUUUCUUAAGACUCUAAAAAGGUAUUGAGCACACUGGAACUUGCCUUAAUCUCAGUUAUGUUUGUAUAUAAUAAGAAUGGUGCCCUUUGAAAAUACAUGGGUGUUACCUUGAAAGUGUAUUUUUGUACUGAACACCUCAUAUGUUCAAUGAGAUUCUGGAUAACAUGAUGUCAUGCUUUCACUGUAUUUAUUAAAUUUUAAAACUAC